Molecule: messenger RNA, 735 nt
Organism: Aureobasidium subglaciale EXF-2481
Lineage: Eukaryota; Fungi; Ascomycota; Dothideomycetes; Dothideales; Saccotheciaceae
Exons: 3
Coding region: 191-631 (146 amino acids)
Source: RefSeq, a predicted model, not a curated record
ACCAAUUUUUUGGGUCUCCAGCGGAGUGGUUAAGAAUCCCGAAUAUGAUUGUGCCUUCUUACAGCUACAAUUUCACUACUUCAUUGGUGCUGGAGAUGAGAUAAUCACAUGAGAAAGUGACGCGUCCAGUCGCGACGGCCAGUUUACCUGACUUCUCUCCUUCCUUCCUACACUUGUCCGAACAUCCACGAUGCCGCACCCCGUCGACGAAACCACAGCCCCGGCCGCAGCCAAUCAAGUACAAGUUCGUUAUUAUGGACCUGAGCAUGGCUUCCCCUUUGCGGUCCAAGAGACAUUCAAGCAGCGUGGAAGCGUGCCACCUCCUAAGCCAGAAAAGAGACCUACAGCUCGGAUUGCGCCUCACCGUGCCCUGAAGGCUCCUUCCUCGACAAGCAACAACAUCCCCGUCGAACGCGCCGCCACGCGCAGUCCUACCGCCGAGGCCGCAAAGCUUGUCGCAGCACCAUUUAACACUAGCAACAGUGAACUUCAGGUCGCAAGUGAGCAUCACCUCAGUUUGCUCUUCACUAGACUGGCAUCACUCAACAACGGAAGCGGCGAGGUCGAAUGCGAAGAUGAGGUCGACAGCACAUUCGGGAGUGAUUACGGAAGCGCAGACUCGAUAUCAUGAGUGAAGGAGGGUGAAGCAUGAUCGGCUCGUUGCCGACGCGGUGGGAGGUGACGUUGGAGAUUCGUUAUCGCCUCGCUAUCUUUCCGUUGAGUUGUCCGUCCCAA